UUCCCAUUUUCCGGGAGGAAAAGAUAAAUUAUUUCAUGAACCAUUAAUUUAUCAGUUUUAUCCAAUGAAUCAAUCAGAUUAUACAAACAGUUCAAUCCAUAACGAUGUAGCUCUCAAAAUCGCUUCUUCCCUUACGGUUCCUGAUAUUUCCUCUUUGAGCUGCUGUUCUCGGGUUUGGCGUGAGAUAUGGGGCUCCGAUUAUGUAUGGGAGCCACUAUUCAAACAACGAUGGCCUCUUCUGUAUAAAGAAACCAUGAAAGACCCCAAUUUCAAGGGGUGGAAGGGAUUUUACAUAAAGCAGCACAAGGAGAUGAGGGAUCAAGCUGAAUCCGUUAUUAAAUUUGUGGAACAAUGUUCGAAAUCCGAAUCACUCCAGGUAAACGACCAUCUGAAAGCGGUCGAAUGCCUGAAAUCGUUGCAGUUCGGAUUUAAAGAUGUCCAAAUGUUGCUGUUCAAACAAAAGCUGAGUGUUCUGCUUAACCUGGUUGGACUUCACUACUGCCUUAACAUCCUUCGAGUGCCGGCUUCGGAUGUCAAGGAAGUGCUUGAGAGUAGCAAGAUUUUUGACCGUCAAGUUCAUGUCAAAUGGUGGAAGCUCGGUAGAUGGUUCUACGGAUUCCGUAUGCGUGAUGAAUUCCAUUCUCGAUGUCUCUCUCUAGAAGAUCUUGCAACAUUUAAAGACGACACAGACGUGCUGGGGGUACUUCACCGAGGAGCGAUUCAUGAGGUUUUAGAAGUUCAGAUAUCUGUUGUUAAUUCCACAAGCAGUGCCUGGCUUAAUCUUAGCUCACAAUGACUAGUUUAGACCAUGGGGAACAAUCAUGAACAAAUUUGCAUAUGUACAGUGUUUAUCUCAUGAUGUGUGUGUGUGUGUGUGUAUUGCAGACUGAUAUAUAACCUUUCUUUUAUCAAUUUCAUUUGCUAUUAUU
Messenger RNA from Hibiscus syriacus, 929 nucleotides. RefSeq lists its product as uncharacterized. Lineage: Eukaryota; Viridiplantae; Streptophyta; Magnoliopsida; Malvales; Malvaceae. The transcript is spliced from 4 exons. Gene Ontology annotation, biological process: SCF-dependent proteasomal ubiquitin-dependent protein catabolic process; protein polyubiquitination. Bases 65 to 796 code for a protein of 243 amino acids. Gene Ontology annotation, molecular function: protein binding. Gene Ontology annotation, cellular component: SCF ubiquitin ligase complex. The record is from RefSeq and is a predicted model, not a curated record.